GCUCCUAUUAGAAGGACGAAAAGAAAAGAAAUUGGGGAUAAUACGCAACAGAGGAGAAAUCCCAAAUCGCCAUGGCAACCCGCGCGCCGCCGCAGGCGUCCUCGUCGUCGUCGACCGGAUCCGUCACCGUGACGGUCGGUCCCUCCCCUUCUUCAUCGUCCUCCGUCCCUCCGGCGGCUGCGCCGGCGCCGGCGCCGCCGUCGGAGGCGGUGGUGCUGCGGCUGAAGCGGCGGGCCAAGAAGAAGGUGACGUGGAAGGAGGGAACGGUGGACAACGAGUGCCUCGGCCGCAAGAGCUCCAAGAAGUGCUGCAUAUUCCACAAGGAGGUCCCCUUCGACGAGGACUGCAGCGACGACGAGGCCCCCAGCAGCGGCGGCGGAUGCUCGUCCUCCUCCCACGACCACAACCAUCACCGCCGCUGAUGUCCAUGCGGGGAUGUGCGCAAUUUAGGCUUCUUCAUCUAUAUAGGCAGCUUGGAUGGGCCUCUUCACCAAUACCUGAAGUUAUUGACUGUCCGGCCUGGGUGAAACCUGACUUCUUUAUGUCAAACUUGUAGGUGAAAGUUUCUGCUUUGCUUUGUAAUUCGAUUGCCGACGCUAAGCUUGCUUCACCAUGUAUUGGAAGUUGCCAGAGAGAACCAUGUGUUUGGCUGCAACUUCUAUGAAUUGCUGCUGUUUUGUGCUUCUAGUUAUCUGUUUUGAGAUGUAUAGAGUGCUCUUCCUGUUAUCA
Messenger RNA from Phragmites australis (common reed), 729 nucleotides. RefSeq names its product protein phosphatase 1 regulatory subunit INH3-like. The transcript has 2 exons. Gene Ontology annotation, molecular function: protein phosphatase 1 binding; protein serine/threonine phosphatase inhibitor activity. The record is from RefSeq and is a predicted model, not a curated record. Bases 72 to 422 code for a protein of 116 amino acids. NCBI's taxonomy places the organism in Eukaryota, Viridiplantae, Streptophyta, Magnoliopsida, Poales, Poaceae. Gene Ontology annotation, cellular component: nucleus.